GUGGGUGGGAGAGGAGAAAAGGGGAGGGCUGGUACUCUCUGAGCGUGCCCAGGCUCCACUGCCUGACGGGAUCACCUUCCGCUCCCAAAUAGCCAGUCCCUAUUCGCCGUGACUCAUGCUUAUUGUGCCAGCAAGGGCGCACUCGGCCCUGCAGCCCCACAGGUGGUGGUAGCUGGGUGAGAAGGUUCCAGCCAGGGUAGGCAGUGGAGCGCCGCGCAACGAGCUUUCCUGCCUCCCAGCUGCGGCCCCAACAGUUCCGACCCAGCGCCAGCAGGCCUGCUCGGUCGAUCUUCGAGCUGAAGAUGCGGCGGGGCUGGAAGAUGGCUCUGUCCGCGGCGCUGCGGUGCUGCCGCCGGGUACUUUCUUGGGUGCCAGUGCUUGUUAUCGUCCUCGUCGUGCUCUGGUCUUAUUAUGCCUACGUCUUUGAACUCUGCCUGGUCACUGUUUUGAGCUCAGCAGAAAAAGUUAUCUACCUCAUAUUCUACCAUGCCAUCUUUGUGUUCUUUACCUGGACCUACUGGAAGUCUAUUUUUACACUCCCACAACAGCCAAAUCAAAAGUUCCACUUAUCCUAUACAGACAAGGAGCGCUAUGAAAAUGAAGAGAGACCUGAGGUCCAAAAGCAGAUGCUUGUUGAUAUUGCCAAGAAGCUUCCAGUUUACACAAGAACCGGGAGUGGAGCUGUAAGAUUCUGUGACCGGUGCCAUUUGAUCAAGCCAGAUCGCUGCCACCACUGCUCUGUCUGUGCUAUGUGUGUAUUAAAAAUGGACCAUCACUGCCCUUGGGUUAAUAAUUGCAUUGGAUUUUCCAACUAUAAAUUCUUCCUUCAGUUCUUAGCUUAUUCUGUUCUCUACUGCCUGUACAUUGCUACAACGGUCUUCAGCUAUUUCAUCAAAUACUGGAGAGGGGAAUUGCCAAGUGUUCGCUCUAAGUUCCAUGUCCUUUUUCUCCUCUUUGUGGCCUGCAUGUUUUUUGUCAGCCUUGUGAUUCUCUUUGGUUACCAUUGUUGGCUUGUCAGCAGAAAUAAAACCACCUUAGAGGCCUUCUGUACUCCAGUGUUUACAAGUGGCCCAAAGAAAAAUGGGUUCAACCUUGGCUUCAUCAAAAAUAUCCAGCAGGUUUUCGGAGACAAUAAGAAGUUCUGGUUAAUACCUAUUGGGUCCAGCCCUGGUGAUGGACACUCCUUCCCUAUGAGGUCUAUGAAUGAGUCACAGAAUCCACUGCUAGCAAAUGAAGAGGCCUGGGAAGACAAUGAUGAUCACAACCGAGAUUAUCCAGAAGGUUCAUCAUCUCUUGCAGUGGAAACAGAAACGUAGCAGUUUUCACAUUUCCUGCAUCUCUAAGACAGGAUCAUCUAUCUCCUAUGAAGUUUACAGAGUUCAAUGUUGGGACCCAUCCUAAUCUUCAAAAUAAGUCACCAUGGAGGAUUGAAAGCUUCACUACAUGAAAGCAUUUUGUCAAAUACUUGCUGUGAAAAUAGGUGUUUUGGAACUUUACAAGUCAUUUAAUUUACUGACUGAAUUCAUCAAUCUGGUAGCAGUUAAUACCAUCCAGUCUUCUUCUCUCCACCCCUACCCCACCUCAAUCUGUGAAAGCCUAAAUGCAUAUAAAUCUUUCUAGAGGCUAUUUUCAUUCUUCUUACGUGGCAAAGAAGAAUUCAAAAGACUUUCUCGGUGUCUUUAACUCCCCUGGAAAGUCUAUUAAUCAUAUCUAUAGUGUCUUUGUGGAACUGAGGGGAAUCAGACUGCAGACUACAUUUGCUGCUUGUAUGCAUGUGCAUUGACAAGCAUGCACAUAUGUAGUACAUUUACACAAAAUUCUGCUAUGGUAUUGUGAAAAUCAAGUUUAAAAACUCCGUGGUGUUUAUUCAAUAUUUUUUUAAAUAGCAAUUUAAAUAUAUGCUGAACUGUGAACAUCAUCCCUAUAUCAGGUCCCUAAAACUCCCCAAGAGAGAUUUGACACACUGCGAUCAGGGUCCUCAAAUUGGGAACUGAACAGCAAUGUAAAUGUAAAACCUGAUGUCUGUCAUAGAUGUGUGGUAUUCCUGAAAGUACCACAGCUAGUUGGGAAGAUCAGAUCAAAUCAGAUUUCUAGUUUAUUAAAUAUAACAAUUAGUGUUUUAUAUACACUUGUAAUACCAGCCUGUGGUAAAAUUCUCUAAUUACUUUUAUUCUUUUUUUCUGCUACCUAGCUUUAUUUUAGCUUUUAUGAGUUAUUGUUAUGGUGAAGAAAAACUAUAAGCAUAGGUUAUGGGCCAUUGAUUUUGUUAAGGAGGUUAAUGGUAAUUUUGGGGUUUAAUUACAAUACUAUUAUUCAUCAGGAUAAAAUUUUACAAUUGAAAUUGGCCUAAGGGUUAGCAUUAAAGAUCUGUGUUUUCACAGCAAGCUUUAGUGUACAGAUAGUGAUAAUCUAAUAGUAAUAUGACAAUCCUUUGUUUUUCUUUGUUUCUUGUUUUUUUAGUUUCAGUGAUAUCUCAGCCAUGAGAUAGUUUACAUUCAUUUCCCCAUUAAUUUAUAAUCAUCCAUUCUUUUAGUACCAGUACCUAAAUUAAUGAGUAUGGACACUAAUACUGCUUCUUUAUAAUAAUACCUAACAGUAUUAAUGAUGUUUGUUUCCCAGUCAGUGCUCUAGUGCCCAGCUCUUGACCAUAGAAAUCCCAGCUCUUCCAGAGAUCAAUCAGUGUUACAGGCAUCUUCCAAAUAUCAAGGAGUUGAGCUCCUGGAGGAAUAUUAGGUUUACUAAAUUAUUUUCCCUCAAACCUUACUGAGUAGAAAGAGUUGCCUGCCACAAUCAACUCAGUGUUCAGGCUCCAGUGGAGCUGAGAAAGUGAGCAACCCAACUAUUUAAAGCAACAAAAGACUUGUUUAUUUGGAUUCUCUAGGUAAUUUUAGUCAAGAUAAGAUUUUUAUUAUAAGUUAAAUUGAUCGUGGCCAGCAUAUCACUUGAGGGAAUAGUAGACAUGACUAAAUAUAUCAGGGCCAGGGGCUGUUUCUCAAACUCAGAUGCUAAGAAGCAGCCUAGAAGACUAUGCAUACUGGAUUUCCCAAUGAAAUUCUGUAUAUUCAGAUGGGAAUAGUUUUCCCCUUCCUCUCUCCCUCCAAGACACUCCUUUGUUUAGGUUUCUCUUGAAAGCUUAUUUGGCCAUCCACAUGGCCUUAUGAUGGACAAGACUUGCCUUCUAUUUGUAUACAAAUGUACCUUUAAAGGUAGGCCUAUUACUUCAUAGCCAGUGGGCCUCAAAGAAAGCCUUUCUCUUUUCCAUGUGUCAUCUUCUGCCAAGGGUUUAGGCAGAGUAGCUGUUAACUAUAAUUCAAAGCCAGAAAGGAAGCAAGAUCUUCUUUGAUGCAUAGAGUCUAUUAGCACUCAUAGAAAUCAGGUCAUAAAGCUCAGGAAAGGUAAAAUGCAAAGCCGACAGAUUUACAGUCUUCAAAAGGCCAAAUAAAUCAGUGUUUUUACUGGGGGCUUAGUGAAAUAAAGAAACCUUAUUCCUGUCUCAGCACCUUGAUCUCAGUAGUUUAUACACUGAUAAUAUCCAUAGAUUGAGUAUUGACUACAUACAUAAGCAUUCCUCCAAUUGGUUCAUUAUUGAAACAACAGAGAGAUUUGUUUAAUUAGCAUAUCCUUUGCCUGCUUUGGCUCCUUUGCCUGCUCUUCCUUGCAGCCCUGUCCAAUAACCUCUGUGGGAUCUCAUUCCCCAAUAUUUGGUGCCCAUUCUUCCCCAUUUGCAACAUGAGAACACUCAUUAGGAUCCCACAGCUAAAAGGUGCUAUGUAAUCUUUAGUGCUCUUAUAUGUAUUAUUGCAGGAUUAGAAUGAAGAGUUUAACCAUAACAGUAUUUCUAUGUAAACCAGCACUCUCCAUUCUUCCAUGUUCUCAUUGCUGAUUUGUUCUUUCAGAGAUUAGGGUACUUUAUUAAUGUUUUCCAUUAAUUCCAACAAUGUUCUUAGAAAUAGACAGAGUAGAAAUUAUUUCCGUAUGGUACAGGUAGAAAAAUUAAGGCCAAAUAAAUGAAAUGCCCUCCAGAGGCACCUAGCUGUCUGGAACAAAACAAUUUCCAGUGUACUGUUAGAGCGACUUGGCUUCUUAGUACUGCAAUUACCAUGCAGCAGCUUAGAACAGUGAGAGAAAUUAGGCCAAGAUCACAUUUCAGAAGAGUCCUACUUUGUCUAUAAUCUGAAAGCAUGCAUUUUAUGCAACUCUUUUUCUCUAUGUGACAUAAAUGUAAUAUGUGCCUCUUUACCCCACUGGCCCCAUGUGACACAUACAUUUCAUACUACAUGGCAUCAGCCAGUCAUUAUCUCCUCUGGAAACCCAUAGAGCCAAAUCUCAGGGCUGACUUUGUCAGUGAAAUUAAUGUGCUUCCCCAUGUUUAUGCCAAAUUGCACAAAAUGUAGACAUUGCAGUAAAUGGAGACUUAAGCACAACCCUAGCAGGUAUGUUUUAAGAAUAUUGAAUGCACAUAUUGUAAAGUGCACCUGAAAUUUAACAUGACCCAAAUUCACAGUAAUGGAACAGUAAUGCAGAGCCAAUCCCUUUCCCUUCUCAUCACACUAUCUCCAAAAUGGGCUGCCUGGUGAUGAGAAGCAGAUACUUUAAAGGAAUAAUUCUCUGUCCUCUCCUAGAAAAACGUCCAACAGUCACUGCAAGUGAAAAACAUUCCAUUUAUACAUUCUAGAACCUCUGCUUCCAUAGUAGCUAAACUACUCAUUUGGUUCAAAAGACAUGUUCUGUGUUUCUUUCAGCCAUAGAAAGCAAAUAAUAAGAUUGUUCAACUCUUCUGAAGUCCCAUGUUAGUAGAAAAUUGAUAAAUUCCAUCCAAUCAGUAGAAAAUGUUUUAUUGAGUAUGGUACAUCUACAUUUCUUUAACUAUAGCUGUAAUGUGCCAUAUUAAAUUGUAAUUUUUUGCAUGCAGGUGUUAUGUAAUAUAAUAAUGAAUGGGUGGCUCCUAAUAGCAUGCAACCCAUGAAUGUUUACUACCCCAAAACAAAUAAGGUUGUGUCCCACACAGUGUUCAAAAGUAUUACAUGUGUUCUUUGUACAAGCCUGGUAUAUGGCCAUCAGCACAAUGAGUUAAAACAGGCAAUGAAUGUUGUAUAUCAGGAAAUACAUUCUAAGUAGGGACUGGUGUUAAAGAAGAGGAAAAUAACAAUAAGAUGCAGUCAAGGAAUAAUUGCUGUCACUCUGCUGGCUAAAUCAGCAAAGAGACACAGCAGAAAAACCAAUACUGGGUCUUGGUAAUAUAUGAAAUGUAUUGGAGAUCCGGAGAAAGAAAGGCCCUGGGGACCUGAGCAAGUAAGCUCAAGUUGCCAAUUUGCUACAAGUCCUUUUUCCCUCCAGUCUGCUCAGAGUAAUUAUAUAUGGUAUUCUUAAAACCCUGUGUCUUGCUAGAGAAAUACCCACAAAUACUAAUCAGCCUUAUCUUCCUAUGUUCUUUAUUAAAAGUAUAUGCAUAAAAUUGUUGUUUCUUUUAUGUAUUGUGCUUUUGUUAAAUAAUGUUGGCAAAGCCUAAUAUUUCAGACCACUUUGAUAGAAGUUUCUAUACAUUUUAUUUCAUGAGGUUAUAGCAGAUUUUAUUAACUCCCAGGUUGAUUGUUAUGUUUGGUAUGUAGACUCCUCUAUAACUUCUCAUUUUCCAAGCACAUCUCCCAUCCCAUGCUCAGUAUUUCUCUUAUGAUCCAACAUGGAUAUAACUUGGGAAAUUAGCAGCAAUGGAUUUUAGACAGAAAACUGACUAGUCUAAUGGCACUGGAUUAUGUUAAGUCUCUGCUCAGCCUCACACAUCUUUUGCUGUUACCUCUGUUACUGUUAUAAGUAAAAAGAAAAAGAAAGAACUCAUGUACCUACGCAUGAUAUGAACUCGGUUCAGUUUUUUAAUACAAUUAAGACUAUGUUUAUUGCUCUCCAGAUGCAUAUCACCUGAAAAAAUAAUACAAUGAUUCUGAGAAAAGACCACACAGGUCCACUUUCUCUUAAAUUACACAUUACAGUUAGAGAAAUAUGUGAAGAGACCCUCAUUAAAUAAGCCCCAAAUAAAGUUCUCCUCAAUAGAUGUACCAUUUGCAUAAAAAUUCCUUAUCAGAAAGCAUAAAGAAUAUCCCCCUCAAUUAGCCAACAAGAAGGCAGAAAGCAUUGAAAAAUGCACAGCAUUAAAAGCUGAAUUUGGAAGUUGUUGACUGGAAUAAAUAAUAAUGGAGAACUUGAAUCAAUGUCAGAGAAGCCAACCCACAGAAGUCAGGCUUAACACAAAACCAGAAAGAAGUCCUUUAUUGCAGUUAAGCUCAUUUUAAAAAAGUACUUUGUCCUAGGUGAAUACCUCAAACAUCUCUGCUGAAAUCCCAUUUCAUUUAUUGCAAUACAUCACCCACAAACAGUUUGAAUUUAUAUUACAAACACAAUGUAAAAAAUUCAAAUUUUUUACAAAGGACAACUAUUUUUUCCUAGAUAAAAAAAAGGCAUAAAUGAAGCAACAUGUACAUAAGAAUCUUAUUUGAGUAGACAUUCCUAAGGAAAUUCAAGAUAUUGAUGUUUAAAAGGAAACUAUACAUAUAAAGAUAUACAUACAAUGAUUUCUACAGGAAUGUGUGAACAUAUUGACAUGCAUUUCUAUAUUUUAUAAGCAAAAAAUUUAAAUUAAUUUUCUCACCAUAUACAAGGACAUUGAAAAACUAGUCAGUUUCUCUUUGAAUAUUAAAAUACUCUCACAGAGUAGCAUAAUGUUUCAAUGUUUAGACAGACUUCUAACUCUGCAGAGGAGGAAAAUAUAUGAUAGUUAAAAACACAUUUUAAGCAAACUUUUAAAUAAGUAUUUGAAUAUGUUUAUGAUUUUGAAAGAUUUUUCUCAUAAACCUUAAUGGAAAUAUUCAAAAUAAUUCUGCAAAUUGGCACAGUAUCAGACCCAGGUCCUGACAAUGUUAGUAAACUCCAAAAUAAAUCUGGCUGUUGCACUUCAGUGCCAUUUGCAACAAUAUGGAUAGACCCAGAAGCUGUGCUAUGCAAAUAAGUCAGAGAAAGACAUAAUUCAACUUAUUUGUGAAGUUAAAAAAAUCAAAACACAUUAACAAAACAAAACAAACUACUGAAACAAAGAAAGUGAUGUUUGCCAGGCAGAAAGAGGUAGAUGAAAAGGGUAGUGGGGGAUACAGUCAAUAGUAGUGUGAUAACUUGGCAUAGUGACACAUGGUUACUAGACUCAGUGUGGUAAUCACAUAAGAUAUAGAGAUGUUGAAUCACUGUGUCAUACACCUGUAACAAGUACAAUAUUUUAUGUCAACUAUACUUAAAUAAAUAAGCAAAUCUACAAAAAAAGAAUUUCAAUAAAAACAAAAUACAAUCACUAUAGAAAGCAAAAGUUUUGUUGUUCCGGGAGCCACCAUAACCACCCUGUACAUAUGUGCACUAACGGGAAACAGUGCCCUUAUUUAACACAUGUGUCCUGGUAUAUAUGACUUUUAUAGCUUUUUUGUAAGUUAUUUAAAGUGCCAUAAAAACUAGUUUUGGGAUAAAUAUAGCAGUUUGAUUUUGUAGGGUGCCCCUGCCUGAGAUUUUGGUGACUCUUGAGACUAAUACUUUGGGGUAUUAUUGUAAAAAUGUCCAUCUGUGUUUGACAGGGCAGCAAGGACAUUCCAAGAACACCGUAGAGACCCCAAGAUCUCUUCCCAGUCCUGGGCAUUACUUGUUGUAAGGGACCCUGGGCCAAGAGGCUGCAGUAUGUCCCCUGAACACACUGUGGCUAUAACCUUUGACCUGAGAAAACUCAAAGAACUCCAGUGAGCACACUGGCUGCUCCCUGGUGCAUCUGGAAGUCCCAGGAGGGAGCUUGGGCAGAUCACCCCAGACCCCCCCAGGGCCUGUAUUGUCUCAUGUCCAGUCCUGUUCAAUGACUACAUGAUUAUAACAGCUGAAUAAGACUCUGUAUAUGGAGGGGAAAGUUUUAUUCUUAGAACAUUAAAGAAUGCAGAUUACUAAUUAGUCAAAAAUUGUAAUUACAUUAUACUUAUCAAUCCACUGUCAUACCAUUCAUAAAUUACCUUGGACAGUUAGAAAAUACUUAUUAAUGUGGUUCUGCAGGGCCCAAUCAAAUGCAAAUCUGAAGUUGUUUCUGAAUCACAAGAAUCUGUGUGCCAGGGAUACUGGGUGUUGAGACUUGAAAGUUCUGUGAGAUGUAAAAUAUCAAGGGGCGAUAGAGGGGGUCAUAAGCCAAGAUGAGAUAGAAAACAUUGACAUUUUAACCCCCUUCCCACUUGGUUAUAAUUUACCCUAAAAUUUGAAGCUUUCUAUUUUCAAUCUAUUAAAAUUGUAAUGCUGUUGAGGGUAAAAUUAAUUUAACUCUUCUAUGUCUUUUUAGUUGACUGAUCUAGAGACAACUUCAGAUUUGCAUUUCUACAGCUGCCUCUGUUUAAUUAUCU
Molecule: messenger RNA, 8405 nt
Organism: Artibeus jamaicensis (Jamaican fruit-eating bat)
Lineage: Eukaryota; Metazoa; Chordata; Mammalia; Chiroptera; Phyllostomidae
Gene: ZDHHC15
Product: zinc finger DHHC-type palmitoyltransferase 15
Exons: 12
Coding region: 303-1316 (337 amino acids)
Biological process (GO): protein targeting to membrane; synaptic vesicle maturation; peptidyl-L-cysteine S-palmitoylation
Cellular component (GO): endoplasmic reticulum; Golgi apparatus
Molecular function (GO): protein-cysteine S-palmitoyltransferase activity
Source: RefSeq, a predicted model, not a curated record